Postia placenta MAD-698-R-SB12 is the source of this 1101-nucleotide messenger RNA. RefSeq lists its product as hypothetical. Gene Ontology annotation, cellular component: cytoplasm. Gene Ontology annotation, biological process: pyrimidine nucleotide biosynthetic process; 'de novo' pyrimidine nucleobase biosynthetic process. Bases 1 to 1044 code for a protein of 347 amino acids. The record is from RefSeq and is a predicted model, not a curated record. The transcript is spliced from 4 exons. Gene Ontology annotation, molecular function: dihydroorotase activity. NCBI's taxonomy places the organism in Eukaryota, Fungi, Basidiomycota, Agaricomycetes, Polyporales, Adustoporiaceae.
AUGUCGGACACAAUUGCCAUUGCGUCGCCCGCCGAUUUUCAUGUCCACCUCCGACAAGGUGAUCUUGCAGCACUUGUCACGAAACAUGUGAGGCAGGGUGGGUUCAGGCUGGCGUAUGUGAUGCCGAACCUCAAACCGCCCAUUGCGAAUGCUGAGGAAGCUCUCUUGUACAAGGCACAGCUACAAGCUAUCGACCCUACCAUAGAGUACCUGAUGACCCUGUAUCUUUCGCCCGAUCUCACUCCCGACGAGAUUCGCAAGGCGAAACGCGCCGGCAUAGUGGGGGUCAAAUCGUAUCCUCGUGGUGUUACCACAAAUUCUGACGGUGGCAUCGAGUCUUACGAGACGUACUAUCCGGUGUUUGAGGCGAUGGAGCAAGAAGACAUGGUCCUGAAUCUGCAUGGUGAAAUCCCUUCUGACGCUGCCACAAACACCUGCGUAAUCAACGCGGAGCCCGCGUUCUUACCUCAUCUUCGCAAGCUGCAUGCACGGUUCCCCCGUCUCCGAAUUGUACUAGAACACGCGACGACCCGGGCGGCAGUCGAAUGUGUGAAGAGCUUGGGUGAUACCGUAGCUUGCACCAUAACCGCGCACCAUCUGGUUCUCACUGUGGACGACUGGGCUGGCCAAUCCUGGAACUUCUGCAAACCUGUCGCUAAGUUCCCGGACGACAGACAGGCACUCCGGGAUGUCAUCAAGGAAGGGCACCCGCGGUUCUUUCUUGGCUCCGACUCAGCUCCACAUCCACCCCACACAAAGUCUACCGCGACACCCGUGCACGCCUGCGCUGCCGGCGUAUACACCUCGCCGAUAUUGCUACCACUUGUUGCACAAGUCCUUGAAUCCUUCGGUGCCCUUGACCGAUUAGAAGGGUUCGUCAGCACGAAUGGUCGUAUUUUCUACCGUGCGUCAGCCUCUGCUGGAGAGAAUGUCGUCAUUCGGAAGGUGCAAGGCAAGCGCGUAGAAGAAAAAUGGGUAGAGGGUGAACAGAGUGUUGUACCAUUUUGGGCCGGCCGAGACCUUAGCUGGGAGGUCGUGGAGUAGUAAUUAACAUGCAGUAUCAUGAAAGCAAAGGUGUAUGCUAUCUCAUCGUAUAUUGCG